CACUGAAUGUACAGGAGGCUGCGCAUGCGCGGUGUGCACUCCCUUCACUUUCUGUGCCCUCUUCUGGAAAUAGGAGCAGAUCCCAGAGGUGAGACCCACACCUAAUCUGACAUUUAUGGCAUAUCCUAUUGAGAUGGGACAUUCCCUUUUCAACGCCUUUCGGACCCCCUUUUUAUCUUUAUUUUUUUAUUGCUUUACAUGAACUUCGAACAAAAAAAUUAAAUCUCUGUUUGUAAUAGUUUUUUUGGGAAAAAUUUGCACCAUUUGGCUUUUGCAGCUUCUAUGUUUUCACGCGAUCUAGCAUGCUGCAGGAAGCCGUCCUGUGAUAAAUCUGUCUGCGAGUUUGUGGGCGAUCUCCAGGCCCUCUCCGCUGAACGGACUUCUAAGAUAAUUUAUGCGCCAAUCACAGUUCAGCUUGGAUUUGGGCAUACAUCAGCUCGAGUUUAAUGAAGCAGUGCUCAAGCGCGGACCCCACGCUCCCUUAGAGGUGAUGGGGCUGAUGGUGGCAGCUGAGUACAAUGCUUGGCUGGUUCUGUUGGCCCCAUAGACACUGAAUGGAGUGGACCACAAGAUCCCAGGUCUCCCACCAGUCUCUACGUCCUCUUAAUAAAAAGGAAAUGGUCACUCGGCCAAUCACAGUAAAGCGUUGGAAUAGGACUUAUAGGGGAUCCGUCUCCUUGAAGAAUGGUGGGGUAUGACCCUGGCUCAGAGGGUCUUCUUUCUACGACUGAAGUGGCUGCCGCAGGUUCUCUUUCUGGACUGUUCACAAGGGCGGCCAUAAGCCCCCUGGAUGUCAUUAAAAUUCGCUUCCAGCUUCAAAUUGAAGAUCUGAGAGGCCGGGGCAAGUACAGGGGCAUUCUCCAUGCUGUCAGGGUGAUUCUAAAGGAGGAAGGCUUACCCGGAUUCUGGAAGGGGCAUGUUCCGGCUCAGCUCUUGUCUGUGUGUUACGGGGCUGUACAGUUUGCAACCUUUGAGGUGUUAACUAAAACAAUUCACACUUCCUCCUCUCUUGAUGCCCGUGCUCCAGUAGUGCACUUUUUUUGUGGCGGGCUGGCCGCCUGCUCAGCGACCCUGACCGUCCAGCCUUUAGACACCCUGAGGACACGUUUUGCAGCCCAAGGAGAGCCCAAGGUGUAUAGGACCUUGCGCUCUGCCGUCGUCACUAUGUACAGGACAGAAGGAGUGUUCACCUUCUACCGUGGCCUCUUCCCCACCUUGCUGGCUGUUUUCCCGUAUGCCGGUCUUCAGUUCUCCUCCUACAAUUUAUUACAGAGAAUCUGGAAUUGGCUGCUACUUAGCAACCGGGAUAAAAGAGACAACCUGAAGAGCCUCCUGUGCGGCAGCGGAGCCGGAGUUAUCAGUAAAACCGUUACAUAUCCACUUGAUCUCUUUAAGAAAAGACUUCAGGUCGGAGGUUUUGAGCAGGCGAGAGCGGCCUUUGGGGAGGUCAGGACCUACCAAGGGCUUGUGGACUGUGCUUGCCGUAUCCAGAAAGAAGAAGGUCUUAGAGGCUUUUAUAAGGGACUGUCUCCAAGUUUGUUGAAAGCUGCUGUGUCAACCGGACUCACCUUCUUCAGCUACGAGAUGUUCUGCAGUAUGUUCAGGAGCAUGAAAAAGACAAAACAUAAUCUGAAAAGGCAAAUGUAGGGGAUGGCCCCCACCACACACUCACUCCGCCAUGUACCUCAUGUGCUGUACAAGUUCAUGUUUUUUUUUUUUAUAUAUAUAUUUUUAUUUUAUUUUAUCCAUGGACAAGCAGAUGCACCUCAUUCAGGUAACUCCAUUGAGAGGAAAGGUUUGCACAAAGCAGGUCUUUUACUAAAAGGAGGAAAGAAAACCAUUGUGUUAUGUAUGUACAUUAUGACAUUAUUAUUAGGUAUACUAUAGUAUAUAACAUAGGAUUUAUAUUUAUGUGUGGUCUUCAGUACUAUUUCAGGUAUUUAUUACAGUGGGUGCCAAUUCUCUGCCCUAACAAUAAGGCUAGGGCAACAUCGUGCGACAUGAAUUGCCUCGACAUCACAUCUAAUGAUUGUCAGUGUAGUCCCGUUAGGGCACUCCCGAAAAUCCAAACCUAAGGAACGUUUGGAUGGCAGCAGUGGCUCGAUAGUUAAAGUGGUUUUCCACAAAUAGGAUAUUGAUGUCCUGUCCUAAGGAUAGGUCAUCAAUAUCAGAUUAGUGGGGGGCUGACACCUGGUACCACCACUGAUCAGCUGCCGGCGCUGGAAGCAAAGUUAUGUCCACCGUGUAGUGGCCGUGCCUGCGUUUUUAUGCGCGUUUUUUGUAAUAGUAAACACGCGUUUGACGCGCGUUUGUGUGAUUGACUGCAGUGUCCUAUGGCCACAAACGCGCGUCAAAACGCCCCAA
Bufo gargarizans (Asiatic toad) is the source of this 2364-nucleotide messenger RNA. RefSeq names its product solute carrier family 25 member 19 (gene SLC25A19). The transcript has 7 exons. NCBI's taxonomy places the organism in Eukaryota, Metazoa, Chordata, Amphibia, Anura, Bufonidae. Gene Ontology annotation, cellular component: mitochondrial inner membrane. Bases 685 to 1647 code for a protein of 320 amino acids. Gene Ontology annotation, molecular function: thiamine transmembrane transporter activity. Gene Ontology annotation, biological process: thiamine pyrophosphate transmembrane transport. The record is from RefSeq and is a predicted model, not a curated record.